AUGGACUCGCAGCCGAGUGCACCACGCACGCACCCGCUGCGGCCGUACUCUGUCAGCCCCUCGCUCGACCACUGGUCCGCCGACUCGCUCACCGCCAACCCCACCGCGUCGACGUCCGCACACCCCGUCCCGCCCUCGCUCCGCAUCCCAGCCACCAACAGAUACGAGUCCAGCGUUGGCGACCUUCCCGAUGCCGCGUCCUCCCUACCCAACGCGGGCAGCAUGCUCCGCGCCUUCGUCACGAGUUCGCUCCUCAGUUUCACCGGCGUCGCCAUGGUCCAGCCGUUCGAGGUCGGCAAGACGCUCGCUCAGGUCCAGUGGGUCCCGCGAGAAGGCGUAGAGCCGUUCAUUGGCUUCGAGAUGCCCGAAGAGGUCGACGAGGAGACGGUCGAGAUUGAGGACGAGAACGAAGCCGAGGCGUACUUCGAAGACUUGCACAACGCUGCCGCCCCUUCCUUCAAGCCGCCAACACAGCUUCCGCCGCGACCAACCUCUCCUUCCGGUUAUCUACAGCGGGCGGGAGUUAAUGACGAGGUCUUUGGGACACGGCCAGAAUGGAUCAUGCCGAUUGUGGUGCAAGGUGGAGUGUGGGACAUGAUCAAGGCGGUCGGGCGGUGGAAGGGCGAAGGUUGGGCGAGCUUGUGGAAGGGGCAAUUGACGACCUGCGUCGUCGACGCGCUAUCAACGACGGUCCAGCCCUUCUUCCUCUCCCUCUCGGUCGCCCUCGUUCCCGCGUCUUCCUUCACCGCCCUCCCGCUCCUCUACUCGCCCAAACCUGGCCCUCUUCUCCUGCUCUCGACCCUGUCACACACCCUCGCCACGCUCCUCCUCUCCCCUCUCGACCUCGUCCGCACGCGCUUGAUCGUUCAGAGCGCGCAGCCUCAGCAUCGCAAGUACAAGAACCCGAUCAACGCCUUGCGGACCAUCAUCGAAGAGGAGGGCGGACUGUGGAACACCUACUUCCACCCGAACCUCUUCUUCCCCGCCCUGCUCGAAGGCAUCCUCCGCCCGCUCAUCCACCUCUCGACUCCGCUCAUCAUCUCCCGCUACCUCCACAUCGAGCCCGAAACCUCUCCCGUCACAUUCGGACUCGCCGAACUCGUCCUCGGCACCGCCGGAUUGCUCGUCACCAUCCCUAUCGAGACCGUCCGCAAGCGCCUUCAAAUCCAAUCCCGCGCGGCAUUUGUGCGAGCGGGCCGAGCAGGAGGAGUCGGACGACCGUGGCGCACGUGCGUCGAGACUCGACCGGCGCCCUACGCAGGCAUCGUCGAGGCCGUGUACCGGAUCUUGACGGAGGAGACGGGCAAGAUCCCUCGUCGCAGGAGGCGGAGACGGAGCAGUGCUGCGCCCGGCACGCCUGGCGCGCCGCCCAUGACGAACGAGGAGAAGGAGGACCUGGCGACGGCGGGACUUGGCGCCAGCGGCGGGCUGAGGCAGCUGUAUCGCGGGUUCGGGAUGGGCGUCGGCGCGAAUGUCGUCGUCUUCCUCCUGGGGCUCGUGGCUGGUGGCGAGGAGGCGUCGGGCUGGGCGGAGAUGUAG
Rhodotorula toruloides NP11 is the source of this 1539-nucleotide messenger RNA. RefSeq names its product mitochondrial carrier protein. The record is from RefSeq and is a predicted model, not a curated record. Lineage: Eukaryota; Fungi; Basidiomycota; Microbotryomycetes; Sporidiobolales; Sporidiobolaceae. The transcript has 3 exons. The coding region runs from base 1 to 1539 and encodes 512 amino acids.